CAUACUUGCAUCGUAGCUGCAUGGUGGCUGUGUAAGCUCCCGUGUCCUUUAGGUGUAAUCGCCGUUUUUAUUUUCCUCUUAUCUCAUCUAGAGUCUCGACUCAACAGAUUGCCAAACACGAAGACCAGACGCGCUCAACCAGGCUUACGAACUGUUUGUCGCUUUUGAUGAGGCACGCUGACAAAAUGGAACCAGCACGGCGCAGGGAUUUGCAGGUCCUCCGACAUGCGACCCGGCCGCCUCUGGGCGAUGCCAGCAAGCAGAUCCGACUGCUGAAGAUCGACCCUGGAGGAUUUGACGACGAAAUUAGAUGCACAAUCACCACCUGCGCGCUUGGCGAAGUUUCAGAGUUCAACGCGAUAUCGUACACAUGGGGACCGGAGCAGCCCCAGCGCGACAUCUUCAUCAACGGCCUGCGCUUUCCUGUGCGGCAUAACUGCCACUAUGCGCUCCAACAAGCACGUCAAUAUCAAAGCUCGGUACCGAUAUGGAUCGACUCGGUGUGUAUCGACCAGAACAAUCUACACGAGAAAGGUGCCCAGGUCGGAAUCAUGGGCGACGUCUACGCGCGGGCUGCUACAGUGCUUGCCUGUAUCGGUCAGGACGACGAGGCCAGCGAUUUCAUUGAGGCCGUGCUCGAAGAAAUGCAGACACACUCCGGUGACAAUUUGUGGUCCCACGAGCUGGAUCAAGACGAGUUGUUUGCCGCUUUUUGGCAAUCCUGCGAUGCAGCUAAGCGAUCAGAGCUGCGCAAAAGACGAACCGAGUUUUGCGAUAGGCCAUACUUCCACCGAGUAUGGGUUGUUCAAGAGCUCUUCGAAGGGCGAGGUCGGAUAGUGGUCUUGUGUGGACGCUUUUCAUUGCCUUGGGAUCGGCUCUAUCUUUAUGAUCAGCUACUGGCCUUCGCCGAGGAUACAGCGAGCAGCUGGUCAAAACUCAACCUUUUGACCCUUCCAUUGCCUGUCAACCUCGGAGGCUUUGGUUUCAUCAAUGGCAUCUCAUCACAGCUGCUCUGCGAAGAUCCAAGAGAUCGGAUAUACGGAAUGCUCAGACUGAUCAAUUAUGAGACUCACGGAGUUCCGCAGAUUGUUCCGGAUUACAACUUAUCGAGGCUUCAAUUGGCAUCGAAGUUGAUCCAUGACGGCCACUUCAGCUACAUAGUCAGCUUGAAGGCCCUCAUACAAGCUCUGGAACUAACAGACAAAGAUAUCGCGAGUAGCUGUCACUUAAUCACUGCGAUACAAGACGAAACUCGUGACUGGCUUUCGGAUAUCCGCAAUGCUUUCGUCAUCCAGUCACACGACGAUGGACAGCUUUACACAGAGGCGUUACGAGCGAGCUCGACUAUACAAUCAAGUCUGGGAGUAUCCUUCCACGGAUACGAGCCAUCAAAGAUAUAUGGCCCCGCCGGCAUUGUUGCUCUGGCCUGCCCGGGCACUAUGGCAGGUGAUAUACUUCUCGAGACGGAAUUCUUCGACGCGAUAGUCCGCCCCCACAAGACCUUACAUGAGUACCGAGUUGUCGGUCAAGCCGCCAUCUUCAGGGACAGUGUGUCGAUAAGUCCAAGCUUCGAGUGUUCCUGCUGGCGGGAGAACAGCGGAUACGACUACAGUUCUGCCGAUGUCAUGAUAUCCUUCCAAGCCGGCGUUCAAGAGGCACUCUCCCAGGCCAUUUUGCUAAAGUCGGCAAGCGCAGCACUCUCUGCAACCACUUCAUCAAAAGAAGGGUUCAAGGAAGACCUCGGACGAUUUCGAAUGGCGCGCAUACCCGUGCCGGGUUCUAUCCUGCGGGAUGUCACAAUCGAGCAGAGAUUCACGAGAGAACCAAACUCGUACAAAAUUCGGGAAUGGAGAUCCGGCUGCCCAAGACAUAAGAAAGAAUCCAAGACUUACCAUGAGGCAGCAAGGCGAGGGCCACUUUCAUUUCUCGCUGCAUCCAAUGGGGGGCAAAGUGUGGUCUUCAUUAGAAUUGGCACGUAGGGAAUAACCUGUUCCAGCUCGUCACAGCAGCAGCUUUUCCUGAAUGUGAUUGCGAUAGUUUUGGGUUGCUUGUAAUGCAGAAUUGGCCCUCUGAUCUAGAACCGGUACAAUAGAAGCAUGCCCCUUAACACCCGUUGGGCGAUUGA
Messenger RNA from Microdochium trichocladiopsis, 2125 nucleotides. Its product is annotated as heterokaryon incompatibility protein-domain-containing protein. The coding region runs from base 168 to 1979 and encodes 603 amino acids. The record is from RefSeq and is a predicted model, not a curated record. NCBI's taxonomy places the organism in Eukaryota, Fungi, Ascomycota, Sordariomycetes, Xylariales, Microdochiaceae. The transcript has a single exon.